UUAGAGAUAGGAUUUUUUUAAUGAUCACUUCCUGAUUUGAGGCAAAUGUUAAACUACAGCAGUACUUGAACAGCACGGUUAGACGUUGGUACUGUGWUGUGACGUCAAUGGAUGUUUAUCGRUUCGGUUGGGUUUUCCAGGUUUACAUGAAAAAAUUCCGACCCUUCAACGUAAAACCCAUAUUGAAGUGAACUUUGAAUUUAAUYUUUUUCACACCGGUAUAAAUAYCUGACAAUAUAUUUGAAUAAUAAUCAAUCAUUUAGUAAGAGUUUCUGUUGCUUGAAAGCUGGUAGCAUUUUGUCUAACUGUCUCGUUUGGACUCACUUGUGUACCGAAGAUUUCCGAAGCAAACAUUAAAGUGAUUUGAACCAUCGCAUCCAGAAUUGAUGAUGAAUGAUUGAAAACUAGAUCAAGUUAAUAUGACCAAAGACAAUAAUCGCAUUUCAGUAUUAAUAUUUUUGAUAUUCGUUUUGCCUAAAAAAUAAAUCAUAACUGGACCCAUGAAUCCAUCUUGAAAUGCCGAAUCAUCGACAGAACAUUAUAUUUUCCUUAUCGAAAUAAUCAACUGUAGUAAAACAAUGCGCAAUUUCUUGUUAUAUUCCUUUGUAAAAAUGAACUGUGAAAUAAAAGUCUUCCUUUGGCCUGCAUUGUUGCUUUGGGCAUAAAACGUGCAAUAACUCUGCCUAACGCACAAUGCUGAAGGAUAAUGAAGUACUUUCCCUCAAGCGCAAAUUACAAGAAUAUUCACUUAAAAACUCAUGUUUGGUGGCGGUAAAAUCAGAUUACUUUAUAGCAAAGAGUUCAAAGAAAGUGAAUUUUCCAUCCAAAUGUUUUUCUUGUUGCUGAUGUUGGUUGUAAAAUCGCCGUCAGUUGAAAGCAACUAUGUUGAAACGAACCCUGCACUAUCCAAAAGGUAUUUACCUGGUGACCAAACAGCAUCUUCAGGACAUACAGAAGGUUUUCAUUAUUAUCACAGUUCAGCUCCAGCUCCUCUCGGUUUGUCAUCGCCCUCGCCAACAAUUCCGCAUUCAGUUGCAAAUCAACCUCUACUUUCGGGAAAUGACUUACUCGCCGCCCUUUUUUUAAGUGCAGUCUUACGACUUCCAAGGGCAAAGUCAGAUGUCGGAAAUCAUCCAGAAGAAGUUUCCGUUAAUCCUUACAUAACUUUGUUACUCUCACAAUAUGGACGCUAUUUGCCCAUUCACGCUUUGGGCACAAAAGGACUUUACCACUAUGCAGCUGCAAAUAAUUACCACAAUAAUAAACCGUUUGGGUCAUACAAGGUUUAUGAAGAUGCCAGAUAAGAACAAUUAGUUGAAUAAAAACAACGAUAUUUUAAAGCAAAUAAAAAUGUUCAAGCAAU
Molecule: messenger RNA, 1363 nt
Organism: Dendroctonus ponderosae (mountain pine beetle)
Lineage: Eukaryota; Metazoa; Arthropoda; Insecta; Coleoptera; Curculionidae
Exons: 6
Coding region: 759-1304 (181 amino acids)
Source: RefSeq, a predicted model, not a curated record